Molecule: messenger RNA, 708 nt
Organism: Lichtheimia ornata
Lineage: Eukaryota; Fungi; Mucoromycota; Mucoromycetes; Mucorales; Lichtheimiaceae
Exons: 2
Coding region: 1-708 (235 amino acids)
Source: RefSeq, a predicted model, not a curated record
AUGAAUGGAGGUGACCAUGAUGGAUAUACAAACCCUGAGGCAGUCGUGAUCGAAAAGACUCAGUAUCGUGAUCGAUGGAACGAACUGGUCAUCCGGUGGGGCCCUGUUGAGUAUCUGGUCAUGGCUGCUUAUUGUGUACGCCGAUCACCGGCUUCUGUUGUAACAUCACAACGAUAUCUACGCAAUUAUUGCAAGCACGAUUCGGCACGUCUGUGGAGCUACAACAGCCAAUCAUUCUCAGAUGCAGGAUUUUACCCAACACAUCCCUUGGCUAUCGAUCAUCACACAGCCAGGGCACGAUCAAAAUACAAGGACAAGGCGAGCUUGGCGUCAUUGGUCUUGAAUUUAGUCAUAUCGAGGCACCUCACAUCUCACCAUCGACAGGCGGCAUUGACGAUCCUGGAAAGCACAAAGGAGUUUAGCCAUAUAUCGACAACAGAGUGGGCUCGCGUUUCUACAAUUGAAGAGGCAGUUUCGAUUUUUGAACGUACUGUACCAAGUGCUGGAAUCUUGCAUCCUUUGCGCAUAUUGAACAAGUUGGAUAUUCUACCACAAUCCGAACACUGCAGAAUAUCUCAUUUGCUCAACGACACCAAUAUCGUGGAUGAUAUUCGUGAGAUGUAUAACCAACCCAUCGCCAACACCUUCAAAAGCUGCAACAAGAAAAACGCUCAAGCAACUCAUAAAGCAAUAGUAUAUCUUGAUUAG